This is a messenger RNA of Chaetomium fimeti, 1460 nucleotides long. RefSeq lists its product as uncharacterized. NCBI's taxonomy places the organism in Eukaryota, Fungi, Ascomycota, Sordariomycetes, Sordariales, Chaetomiaceae. The coding region runs from base 152 to 1348 and encodes 398 amino acids. The transcript has 2 exons. Gene Ontology annotation, molecular function: GTPase activity. The record is from RefSeq and is a predicted model, not a curated record.
CGUCAUUGCUCGCAAAAGCUGUCCCCCACUCACCCCGCCAUGAUCGAAUUUCCAUCAAACAUUGAUCAAAGUUCGGAUACAAAACACUCAAUCACUCAAUACCAAGAAUCACUCACGAGCGAUCCAAUAUUGUGAAAACUCCUUAUUCAAAAUGGAUACGACCCCAGCUUCAGCUUCGGCUUCCACAGCAGCAAGCCCCGAUGGGCAAACAGGGCAGCCCACGGUAGUUGUCUGCAUGGGAAUGGCAGGAGCGGGCAAGACAACAUUCAUGCAACGGAUUGCUUCCCAUCAGUUUGGGAAGAAAGAGACUCCUUAUAUCAUCAAUCUCGACCCAGCUGUCACCUACUCUCCAUUCCAGAGCAAUAUCGACAUUCGCGAUUCUGUGAACUACAAGAAAGUAAUGGAGGAGUACAACCUGGGGCCCAACGGGGGCAUCAUGACGUCACUCAACCUCUUUGCGACCAAAGUCGAUCAAGUCCUCGGUCUUCUCGAGAAGAGGGCAGCCCCGGACCCGGAGGACCCGAGCCGCAAACCCAUGAAGCAUGUCCUCGUCGACACGCCAGGGCAGAUCGAAGCCUUCGUAUGGUCGGCAUCGGGGACCAUAUUUCUCGACUCCCUCGCAUCGUCGUUCCCGACGGUAAUCGCCUACGUCGUCGAUACGCCGCGUGCGAAUUCCACGUCGACAUUCAUGAGCAACAUGCUCUACGCGUGCAGCAUCCUCUACAAGACGAAGCUCCCGAUGAUCAUUGUGUUCAACAAAACCGACGUACAGGAUCCGUCGUUUGUCAAGGAGUGGAUGACCGACUUCGACGCGUUCCAGGCGGCCUUGGACAAGGAGCAAAGCAACAACGCUUUCGGUGGACAGGACGGCGUUGGAAGUGGAUACAUGGGUAGCCUCAUCAACAGCAUGAGCCUCAUGUUGGAAGAGUUCUACUCCCAUCUCAGCGUGGUCAACGUCAGUGCGCUCGAAGGCAGUGGAAUCGACGACUUCUUUGAGGCCGUGAAGGAGAAGGCGGAUGAGUUCAGGCGAGACUACCAGCCCGAGCUGGACCGGAGGCGGGAAGCGAGGGAAGCUGACAAGAAGAAACAGAGGGAGAAAGAGCUGGACAAGAUGAUGUCGGGAAUGUCGAUGGGCGGCACGGCUUCGAAAACUGCCGUGGGAGACAUCGAUGUGGAAGAGAACGACAUGGAACCGCUCAGCCCUGAUGAGGACAGCGAUGACGAACUUGAUGAUGAGCAGGAUCGAGAGGGGCUUCAGGCAAGGUAUGAGGCGUCCAUGUUGCAUCAGGAAGACUCUGUCAGUGCAGAUGCGAGCUUCGCCAAGUACCUCCACACCCAGCAAGGGUAACGGCGGUUGGGAUGGAAGGCUGUUUAUGUGUCUUUGGGAUAAAAGUUGUGGCGUUCAGGGCAUCAGCAUAGCGUUGUCGGUGUUUGGGUGAUACCAGCAUUAGGUAGCCGAG